AUGGUAUUCCUUGACAGACUCGCUACAAAAGAAAGGCUUAACCGUAUGGGGAUUAUUAUUGACUGCCACUGCAUCUUCUGUGGUGCUGUUCUGGAAACCAGAAAUCACUUAUUCUUCGAUUGUUCUGUUGCUGCUUCAUUAUGGUCAGGUGUUUACCUCCUCAAUGGGUUACGGUUUAGGCACCCAUCUUGGGAUGCCCUUUUUGCUUGGGUUGCUGCUUCUUGGAAGGGUAAAUCUUUACUCACUUCUAUUAUAAAAAUUGCUUCAAAUGCCUUAAUCUACACCAUUUGGCAAGAAAGAAACAAGAGGCUCUUCCAAGGUCGUUCUUCAACUGUUGAAGAGAUGUUCUAUGCUAUCAAGGAAAUAGUUGGACUUCACCUAAUGGAUAGGCCUAUUAAUAGAAUAGAUAAUGUUAAUAUAAUUCUAUGUAACAAAUGGGGUAUAGUUUGA
Hibiscus syriacus is the source of this 450-nucleotide messenger RNA. RefSeq lists its product as uncharacterized. The record is from RefSeq and is a predicted model, not a curated record. The coding region runs from base 1 to 450 and encodes 149 amino acids. NCBI's taxonomy places the organism in Eukaryota, Viridiplantae, Streptophyta, Magnoliopsida, Malvales, Malvaceae. The transcript has a single exon.